Molecule: messenger RNA, 3845 nt
Organism: Atta colombica
Lineage: Eukaryota; Metazoa; Arthropoda; Insecta; Hymenoptera; Formicidae
Product: dual specificity mitogen-activated protein kinase kinase 7-like
Exons: 8
Coding region: 238-2715 (825 amino acids)
Biological process (GO): protein phosphorylation
Molecular function (GO): ATP binding; protein kinase activity
Source: RefSeq, a predicted model, not a curated record
CAGGAGGGGAGUUUGUACCCCCUGCUGCCAAAAAGGGCAGCGCGUAAAAGAGCAGCAAAAAAGUGAUGCAAAAAUUGUCAAAUAUCGGGCGCAUGACGGCGGUGUGGCGAACCCGGUGAGCUUGGCGUUGGUGGUGGAGUGCGGCGUAUGUAAAAGAAAAAAAUAAAAAGGAAAAGAAACCAAAACAAACACGUAGCCGCGUUAAGCAGAGCCGAGGAGGCACGGCGUGCGAGCGCGAUGUCGAGCACCUUGGAGAAGAAGAUUAUGAAUCUGGAGGAGCGGUUGCGAGCGGAGAAUGAGUCGCGGGAGCGGGACAGGCAAGUCGGCAGCGACGUUGGCCCGAGCAUAGGCUUGCACUCUUCGUCGUCAUCGUCGUCGUCGACGACAGUGGCGGCAGGAUCCGCGUCCAGCCCCGCGCCCCGCAGACCACGGCAACUUGUUGGGGAUAUGGGUACUCCGACACGACUUAGAAGACAGCUAGAUCUGCCAGUGUCACAGAUAACACCGCCAAAGAUGCAUGAUAGUGAAGUUGAGUUAAAGCUGCAAGAAAUCAUGAAGAUGAAUGGUAUCCUGAAUAUCAACGGCCAAAGGUAUCAGACGGAUAUGAAAGAUCUGGAGCAUUUGGGUGAACUCGGUAAUGGCACCUGUGGACACGUUGUUAAAAUGAGGCAUAAGCCGAGUGGUGUAAUAAUUGCCGUGAAGCAGAUGCGACGCUCCGGGAACGCGGAAGAAAACAAGAGGAUAAUCAUGGAUCUCGAUGUCGUGCUCAAGUCGCACGACUGUCCAUACAUUGUGCAGUGCCUGGGCUGUUUCAUCACUGAAUCUGAUGUUUGGAUUUGCAUGGAACUGAUGGCGACUUGUCUAGACAAAUUGUUAAAGCGUAGCAGGCAAGCGAUACCAGAAGAUUUUUUAGGAAAAGUUACAGUAGCAACAGUAAAAGCGUUGUCGUACCUGAAAGAGAAGCAUGGUGUAAUACAUAGAGACGUGAAACCUAGUAAUAUAUUACUUGAUGAGACGGGAGGGGUGAAACUUUGCGAUUUCGGGAUUUCUGGUAGACUGGUCGAUAGCAAAGCAAAAACGAGAAGUGCGGGAUGUGCGGCAUAUAUGGCUCCUGAAAGGAUAGAUCCACCAGAUCCUACUAAACCGGAUUAUGAUAUAAGAGCAGAUGUAUGGAGUUUGGGCAUUACUCUAGUGGAACUAGCUACGGGAGUAUUUCCUUAUCGAGACUGCAAGACUGAUUUUGAGGUACUGAGCAGAGUAGUACAAGACGAUCCUCCAUCUCUUCCGGUGGAUGCACUCUUCUCCAAGGAGUUUAGGAGUUUUGUUAGUUGUUGCCUCACUAAGAACUACAAGCACCGGCCAAAGUAUCACAAGCUCAUGGAACAUGCUUUUAUUCGCAAAUAUGACGUUCUACAGGAUGGCGAGACAAAUUCCGCCCUAACAAACUCAGGCUGUCAAUGGUUCGGCAAAGUCAUGCGGCAGUUAGAACCAAGAUUACCAGGAUGUCAGCAGCAGCGAAUUUCGGGUCAUGUAUCCCUGAAACAGACAGCUCAAUUUCGAGCGCAAUCCGAGGUGCCAGCCUUCUUGAGGAGCAAUAUCAGUAGCAGCUUCAGAGAAUCGUCGAAUUGUGGCUUUUUGCCAUUCCAUCAGCGUUCCAAUAGCGAAAAUGGCGCGAACUACGUGCCCUACAGUCCGUACACUCUUCGUCGGAAGGAGAUGGCUCGACCAUUUUCACCGCCAAUAUCUAAAGAUGCGGCGGAUCAGCCGGAGCCGAAUCUGCCGCCGCGACCUUUCUCGCCCUAUCGACAGUACGAACAGAACAUCACCAGGCACGAUUACAACUCCUCGAAUCGCUGCUCGACAACGAACGGUCAAGGUAGACAAGAGACAAUGACGACGACUACGACGACGACGACGACGAGACCGUUCUCUCCUUACAGGACUCAGGAUUCCAGUUUGGACAGCAAUGGUCGACCAUAUUCCCCGUAUCGCAGUAGCCGUUACGAAGAGCAGGAUGAUGGCAACAAAGCGGACCGAUGGCAGGGAGGCGUUUCAAGAUCGUUGAGCCCUUUCACCAGAGACUAUUCGCCCUGGCGACGAGAGAAUGUUGAUCCGCCUGGCGUUAUUCAGCCACCACCUGCUACGUAUGAUAAUAGCGGCCGUUAUUCACCAUUUUUGCAGCGUCUUGCGCAUCCACCGUCACAGCAAUCUGCUGCACUCCAAACUUAUCCUCCACAAACUCAGAAUAUCUACGGUAGUCCGAUGAUCAGUCGCAAGAGAUUUCCUUCGGAGCCACCGCCGCAAGGAUCCCACGGUUCCACUAGUCCACAGUUGUUAAUCUCCCGUUUUGCGCAUCAGUUGAAACAGGAGUCACCGCCGUCAUCAUUGGCGAUGCCUUCGCAGCAGAUUGUUAGCUCAAAGGAGUCCGCGAAGAAACGCUUCGCGUCCUAUGUACGUCUUAGGCUCGGCAGCGAUCGCGCUCCUUCACCGGAACCACCGCCGAGAUUAAGUCGUGGCGAAUCCCCACUUGCUCUUAGAAGGAAUUUAAUUGAACAGGCGUCUCCUUCUUUUCCGCGAAGGUAUGUCUCGCCUUCUCCGCCUCAGCCGCCGCCUAGGAGAUUGUCGGAAAGCAAUUCCGUGCCUGGUAGCCCGCAACACGUGCGAGCUCGUCUGCGUUACACACCCGAACCUCAGAGGAGACCUCCGCCACCAUAACCCACCGCUAUAAUCAUUAAGCCUUAUUAUUCCUUGUUGGUGCCAUAUGUGACUACGGAUACUCGGACGACGAUCACGUGCACCACGUAGUAGCAAAGUGCAUCGUUAUCCGACAACGGUUGCGCGCACAGAGCGAGUUACAGAACGUGUAGACACAGACGUAUAUACAACGUGUUCCGAACAUUAUAAACCAAAAGAAAAACAUACAGAAGAAAUAGAGAAGCGUGUCCUUAAUACUCGAGCCGCCGCGAUUUCGGAGUUGUGCGUGAGUCGAAGAUUUGUACGGAAACGUCGAUUUAGCGUGCGAAACGACUGAAAACGCUGAAAAAUAUUUCAUCUUGAUUUGAUAUUCUCACGCAUUUGGAUUCUCGGACGCUUCGAAUGUGAGAAUUGCCUUGCCUUAAGAUAUACGAGAACUUAUACUAGCUAGUAUAAAUAUUUCAGAUCUUUGAAAGAUUUCCGAGUAUUUCAAAUCGAAGAAUAUUUUCUGAAUUUCUUAUUGCUGUUAGGACUUAGGGAAGAGUGAAACGUCUUUUUCGAAUUUAGAACGCUUCACACGCUAAAGUCGUUGUAAACGUAACUUCUGCACGGUCGAGUAGCCUUUAAAUCGCGUCGACCGUCUCGGUUUAAUCUUGACGUGCAAAUAAUUGGAAUGAAUUAUUUUUUACAAGAUAAAAAAUUGUUGGGGAAAAAAGGAAAAAAUUGCAUAGGUCAAUCCUAAAAAGAAAAAAAGAGAAAUAGUUUUACUACAAAUUCUCGCCGAAUUUUUUUGCCUCAAUUGUUCUUCUAAAAGAAGGAAGCAUUCAAUUAAGAGAGAUUGUUAGGAUUAAUAUUAUAACCGAGAGUGUGUAUGAUCGGCGCCCCGAGACCUGUGUACACACGUUUUACGUACGUGAGGAGAUCAUUCGCGGCGGCGAACGUUCUCGCGACGUUUGCACGACUUUUCUUCGCCGCCGCGAAAUGCGAAUCGAUCUACCUUCAAUAAUUCUUUUCUCGACGUGUAUAUAUAAUACGCAACGAGAAAAAUAUGAUGCUCAACUUUUUAUAUCGUUUGCGUAUUUGAAAAAAAAGUACAGCGACGGAAAAGUGCGGCAUUAAUCGCGAUGUUUUCUACAUCAGCCUCGACACAC